CAGCGAUUAAUACUUGUACACGCAAAUGGUCUUCAAAUGGAAGACACUGCUGCUACUCGUGACAAUACAUUUUGGCGAUGCAGUGCGAGAAAGAUUUUUGCCGUUAAACGUGAAGAAUUCGUCGGAACUUCUUACCGAUUUACUGAUGGGGAUAAUCAUGUGAGAGAAAGUAAUGACGAAAUAAAGACCAUGUUGCAAGAAAAUAUAUUGCUACCAAGAGAUGUCGGAGCAUUGCUGAAAUCAACGCUACUCAUUGAGCCUUUAAAAGAAACAUUCAAGUGUGUUGUGUGUCAAGACAUAAGUGCUUCACCAAUAGCAAUUUCAAUGUGUUGCAAACAAGUACUUGGAUGCUCCACGUGUGUGGAUCAAUGGACUGAAUUACGAUGCCCCCAUUGCCGUAACGGGUUUUACGAGACCGUUACGGUCAAUGUUUUUGAAAAUAUCUUAGCAAUUUUAAACAAUUUGUAAUUUUUUUAUAUGUGCAUUUAACUUUUUUUUCUAAAAAAAAUGUUUCUUAUCCUUACUAUCCUUACUAGUAAAAUUAUUUAAGUUCUUGAAACUGGUGAAUAGAAGCUAUUCUUAUACAAGUGUUCGUUUAUUGUCAAAUGUCUAUGUCACAUCUAUAACUUUGGAAAUAAAUUGUUUUCAUUUUUCACAUUUUUUUUCAUGAAUUAUAAAGGAAGCUCGAACAUAAUUGUUUUUAGAGAGAAGAAAGAUAUUUUUUAUUAAAAGUAAAACAUUGUUAUAUAUUCUAGAUUUUCUUUUUUUAGUUAUUUUUUCUUUUAACUGAAGAAAAAAGAAACAUUAAUAAUUUAACACUAUUUCCGUCUACAUUCAUUUGUUCUGAUUUUCUGAUGUUCUGAUCAUAUUUAGAUUUCCUGAUUUCUAAAUUCAAACCUUAAAGUUUACCUUCCGUGACAAAAAAGGUUUACCUAAAAUGACUUAAAUUAUUGUAACAAUUAGGAAAAACAAAUAUUUGUUUUAGCUAAAAAUUAAAACUUUGCGGCAUAAGUUCUCUGUAAGUUGUAAAAUGUUGUUUGAACAACAAAACCUUUUUAUGCUUUUUUCCUUUACAAAAUUUAUGUCUUUCAAACUAUAUGUUUCAAACUAUAUGUCUUUCAGUGAAAGCAACGAGAAUUUAAUUAACCUGUAUAUUUCAUCGUAAAUAAGAGCGUUGUUUUUUAUUGGCAUGGUGGAGUAGCCGACAAUGAAGC
Hydractinia symbiolongicarpus is the source of this 1214-nucleotide messenger RNA. RefSeq lists its product as uncharacterized. The transcript is spliced from 2 exons. The coding region runs from base 37 to 468 and encodes 143 amino acids. NCBI's taxonomy places the organism in Eukaryota, Metazoa, Cnidaria, Hydrozoa, Anthoathecata, Hydractiniidae. The record is from RefSeq and is a predicted model, not a curated record.